AAUAGUCACGAUCCGAAUAUUUAUAUUUACAACCCUGGGUGUUUUCAUAUAGCACCCUAGUCUGGGUCACCUCGUCUUGCCCGUCCGCCGCUGCGGGCGCCCUUCCCCACCUGUCCGCCGGGAGCGCAGAGCCCGAUCCCAUCUAAUCCCAUCCACCAUUCCACUGCUCGGGACCUAGCGUCACCAAGUUCCAUGAAUUGCUGCGGAACAGCUCGUGGUUUGGCUGCCGUUGCGUGGCGUUCCGGAGCUGCGACCUUGGGAUUCCGCAAAUCGAGGGCAUGGAAUCCUUCCGUUCUCUUCUUGUCUGUGUUAAAGAGUCGCGCUUCAAAAAAUGUGUUGGAGUCUUGCCACUUUUUUCUGUGCAGGGGAAACAAACGCUGGCAGAUUUGUGAUGGAAGAGAAAAAUGCGGCCGAGGGAUCCGCCUUGUUUGCUAUCAGUGAAGCCAUGCCAGCUAUUGUGCCCAACUGCCCAUGAAAUGGUGUGAAGCCUGAUGUCCUCGCCAAUCACUCUCAGACAAGCGCAAGGACGCAAGGUGUUCGUGGAAAUGCUUCUCAAGGAUCCGUUGUGUUUGCCGUCGUCUAGCUGCUCUAGUCUCAAGUGCAGAGUCAAAGGAGAGCAUGGAUGUCAUCAUCAAAGGAGACAGUAAAUGUAAUUCACGCGCCAGAUUGCUCUGGGCCUCCUGGGAUUUUUCUGGUGCUGCACCAGGUUCCAUUGCUAUGUUUGAGGUUCCAUCUUUGAUAAACUCAGUAUUUACUAUCAGAAUAACUCAUCGGACAGGAGUUGUGCUCAUCCAGCGAACCGAAGCCAAAGACCAGCCAGCCACUGAUCGUCGGAGGUAAUUUGUACUUGUGCUCCAGAACUGAUGGUCAAUCCGGUUGACAGCGUGCAGAAGAUCUUCAAAGUAUCACUACGAGCUUAGCAUCAUCUGAGCAGUCUUGGUUCUUAAGACUCCCAUCUCUUGCUUUGUGCAGGACUGCAGGCAAGGAAUUAGAGAUUAUAGUCAACUGCUGCGUGAGAGCAAGAUGGCCGAUAUUGCCUUCGGCAGCGUAGAGAAGAUUGUGAAGGUUGGGUUUGCAAUCAAGGAGGCUGUGGACAAGGUUCGCCAGAACAAGGAGGAGUGCCAAGAGAUUCAAAAGGUUGUGGCCAGAGUGAGCUCCAUCCUGUCGCAGCUCCAGCAGACGAACAUGCUGAAAGGCCCAGCGGUGGACGGCGCGCUGAUGGGCCUCGAGGAGACCCUUAACCGUGCCGUCAAGUUCGUCAUGGAGUGUCAAGAAGGGCACAUCGUUCGCCAUUUCUUCACCGCCUUGGACAUGUCCAAGGAGCUGCGCCGGAUGCAGGAUGAUAUUUCCCCGAAGAUGAUGCUGGGGCUAUUUGCCAUUAACGUCCACACCACCAUUAUUUUGACAAACAUUCAAUCUGCUGUUGCUUAUCCUCUGUCCACUCAGCCACAGGAUGUGCGUGUAGCGGAGACAUCCCAAUGCAGUCAUUCAUUAAUUGAUGAUGAUGUCAACAGAUCUCAAGUGAACACGAAGAAAAGCAAUGCACUAGCAGGAAGUGAGGUGUCCUCUCCUCUACUACCAGCUGCUGGUUCAAAAAUUUUCACUUUGUCAGAUUUGAAGAACGCUACUUGCAACUUUUCAGAAAAAACAUUAUUGGAAAAGGUGGCUCUUGUACUGUCUACAAGGGUGUAUUACAUGGCGGACUCGUGGUUGCCAUCAAGAAAUUAUUGUCAGCAGAUUAUAAACAACAUGAAAUGAAUUUCAUUUACAAUGGACCAAAGCUUCAGCACAAAAACGUUGUUAAAUGUCUGGGAUAUGGUGUAGAAAAGAAUGUGAACUGGAUUCGUUUGUACAAAAACAUUACAUGUGCAGAAAAGCUACCAAUUUGGGUUGAAGAGUAUGUGCCGAAUGGAAGCUUGGAGAAAUUUCUCAUCAAUGGUAUGUUUACACACAUUGUAAAUAGAUUACAUUACACUUCUUUGUAUUUUGAAGUAUGCUAUCUCUAAUUAAUAGCCUCUGCUCCAUUAUUAUAUAUUUUGAAGGACAUCAACUUGAUUGGUCAUGCUGCUUUCAGAUAAUUCAUGGGAUAGCCCUGGGGUUACACGAGCAACAUAUCGUCCACAGGGAUGUGAACCCAAGCAACAUCCUCCUUGUAACAGGCCAAAAUUGGGUCUGGCGGACAGUCCGCCUUUUUAGGGCCGGACAGUCCGGGGGUGGCAGACAGUCCGCCCGAGCUCGUCAAAAACCGUCCAGAACCUUAUCCAUUCGCCAGUUCGCCCCUUUCUCGCUCUCUUCUCCCUCCCUCGACCCCCAUGGCGACUGGUAGGCCCACCUAGGGUCCCUCCACCCUCGGGCCCCUCCUUUCUCGUCGGAGCUUCACCGGAGAACCACCGGAGCUCGCCGCUCAAGUGAAGAAAUCACGCUCGAUCUACUCCAACGUCGCUCUCCAACAAUUUGUGGCACCUCACCGGAGUUCUAACCAUCACCGGUGAGCUUAUCCCUCCCUCGAUUCAUUCUUAAUCGCUCUCGAUUUUGGAUCAAGGAAACCUAGGGUUCCAAAUUUUCAUUGAUGGGUUCGAGCUUUUAAAACUGGUUUCCAUUCAGAUCCAUCACUUGGAAUCACUUCUCUACACCUCUAGGAGUCUAUAGAAACAAACCACAUCCAAAACCAUGGCCGGAGCCGCCGCCGGCGAGCUCGCCAGUGAGCCUCCGUGGAGCCGCAGACAGUCCGCCCGUCAUUGGCGGACAGUCCGAGAAAUCCCAAAAUCCUCGCAGAGUCAUUUUGACUUUUCUGGGUACUUUU
Messenger RNA from Panicum virgatum (switchgrass), 2803 nucleotides. RefSeq lists its product as uncharacterized. The transcript is spliced from 9 exons. The coding region runs from base 1024 to 1758 and encodes 244 amino acids. Gene Ontology annotation, biological process: cell surface receptor signaling pathway. The record is from RefSeq and is a predicted model, not a curated record. Lineage: Eukaryota; Viridiplantae; Streptophyta; Magnoliopsida; Poales; Poaceae.